Molecule: messenger RNA, 906 nt
Organism: Vicia faba (fava bean)
Lineage: Eukaryota; Viridiplantae; Streptophyta; Magnoliopsida; Fabales; Fabaceae
Source: the annotation of a GenBank genome assembly
AUGUUGCAGUAUGAUUACAGUGACCGCAAUAUGAGCUGUGUUUCUCUUACUGUUUCCAUUGGGCUUAAAACAAUAGGAUUAGAAAAAAGUUUAUACAUGUUUCUUUCUCAAUGCAACGCACAACAAAACAAUAGAUUUUACUUUCUGCCCAUAAAUGUUGGACCAUUCAUUGACAAAGAAAUGUUGAUUGUAGGUGUCGUAGAUGUCUAUGGCCUUCCAGAUCCCUAUGGCCAUCUUGUUUCACAAGUUGAUAGUACUAGCUAUCAGAAACAGAAACAGUGGAUUUCUUUUCAUGGGAAUUCAAUAUCGACUACAAAAUACAACUUUUUCACCUUUCUGCCUAAAGGAUUAUUUGAACAGUUCAGACGGGUGGCUAAUCUCUACUUUCUUACAAUCUCAAUUUUGUCAACCACCCCAAUUAGUCCUGUCUCUCCAAUAACUAAUGUGCUUCCUCUAUCUUUGGUGCUUCUCGUUUCUCUUAUUAAGGAAGCUUUUGAGGACUGGAAACGUUUUCAAAAUGAUAUGUCCAUAAACAAUAAUGUGAUAUAUGUUUUACAAGAUCAUAAGUGGGCGCCUAUGCCCUGGAAAAAGUUGCAGGUCGGAGAUAUUAUCAAGCAAUGUAUCAAUGAAGAUGUUGAAAAGGACGAUAUAAAUGAUGAAAUUCAAGAGGACGACAUAAAUGAUAAAAUUCAAGAGGACGACCUAAAUGAUAAAAUUCAAGAGGACGACGUAGAUGACGAAUUUCAAGAGGACGACAUAGAUCUAGAUGAUGAAUUUCAAGAGGAGGAUAUAGAUGGUGAAUUUCAAGAGGACGACGUAGAUGAAGAGUUUAUGGAGGAUGACAUAUCUAACGAAUUUCAAGAGGACGAUCUGGAUGCUUUACUCCUAGAAGACAAACUUGAAUGA